Messenger RNA from Arvicanthis niloticus (Nile rat), 1872 nucleotides. It is a transcript of the gene Tnfaip8, whose product is annotated as TNF alpha induced protein 8. The record is from RefSeq and is a predicted model, not a curated record. NCBI's taxonomy places the organism in Eukaryota, Metazoa, Chordata, Mammalia, Rodentia, Muridae. Gene Ontology annotation, biological process: regulation of apoptotic process. Gene Ontology annotation, molecular function: cysteine-type endopeptidase inhibitor activity involved in apoptotic process. Gene Ontology annotation, cellular component: cytoplasm.
GUGAAUGCAGAGACCUCUGUGACAGCACAAUUUAAAAGGUGCCCAACACAUUCCUCUACAAACUACAAAAUGCAGCACCCUGAAUAACUAGCAGGACAGCUUCUAAAGUGGCCACUCUUGACCAGUGCGUUGGUUCGUUGGUUCGUGUGGUAAGCUUGUGGUGGAUUUCCUGGAAGGCUGGUGUGAACUGACUCGAAAGAUGGGACUGUGGAUGUUCCUCAAGCUGGUGUGACUCUAUCAAGACACUUUGACGUUGUCCAACUCAAGAGCACAGGGAGGAAAUGCCAAGACCGGUGGCUACAGAUGUCUUCAAUUCCAAAAAUCUGGCCGUUCAGGCACAAAAGAAGAUCCUGGGUAAAAUGGUAUCCAAAUCCAUCGCCACCACCUUGAUUGAUGACACCAGCAGCGAGGUGCUGGAUGAGCUGUACAGGGUGACCAAGGAGUACACCCAGAACAAGAAGGAGGCAGAGAGGGUCAUCAAGAACCUCAUCAAGACCGUCAUCAAGCUGGCCGUUCUCCACAGGAACAAUCAGUUCAAUCAAGACGAGCUGGCCUUGAUGGAGAAAUUCAAGAAGAAGGUGCACCAGCUUGCCAUGACGGUUGUCAGCUUCCACCAGGUAGAAUACACCUUUGACCGCAAUGUGCUGUCCAGGCUGCUGAACGAGUGCCGAGAGCUCCUGCACGACAUCAUUCAGCGCCACCUUACCGCCAAGUCUCACGGACGGGUUAAUAAUGUCUUUGAUCAUUUUUCAGAUUGUGAUUUCUUGGCUGCCCUAUAUAAUCCCUUUGGAAAAUUUAAACCUCACUUACAGAAACUUUGCGAUGGCAUCAACAAAAUGUUGGAUGAAGAGAACAUAUGAGCUUGUGAAGUAAGAUUGUGACCAGCAGCGGUUUAUGUGAAGUGGAGCACUGAUCAUUCAUAAAGGGAGGACGGAGAAUCUUUUAGAGAUCACAUGUAUUUCAGAAAGGCUUGGCCCCAUACGACCUGUUGUUGUUGGACAUUAAUAGUAGUACUUCUGUGUGGCUUGUUGUAUUUGAAAGAAAGAAAAAAGCACAUUGCCAAAAAUUCUGGCUGAAAACGUCUUCAUGAAUGGCAGGAUGUGGGAAAAAUGGACGGUUGGUCAUUCAGAUGUUGAGGGAUACAAAGACAGAUGAGUGUGGCCCCAAGCACUGGCACUUCUUGUGUUUUAGGGGAAUUGUGUUGGUGGCAUGUUGGAUAUUUCUAAUAUGUAUAAAGCUGUGUAUCUUGACUCACCUUGAUCCUUUGCUAUGUCUGUGUAUCUCUCUUAAAAUGCCAAGAACCUCUCUUUGCUGUCAUUGAUCCUUUUGAAACAAUUUUGCUUCUUUGGUUACAGAUUGUCAUCAAUUAAAUCAGGAAUUAAAUCUGAGGCAGUCAAACCGAAUGCUCAGGAAAGCAGAAAACUGUGCGUCUGAAAUCAUGACUGUGGAAAUGAACAAUCUUAGACAUCAUGAGGAAUGUCCAUUGCAAGAGUGUGCUUUUUGAAGCUGAGUUCUACCUUUUAGUACCAUCAGUGAUACUUAGAGUCUCAAAACUAGUGGCAUGGUAUUGCCUUGAAAUACUUGCUUAGGGCCUAACUUUGAUGUCAUCUUGAACAUGUGCUGACAUGUUCUGGUAUUAACAUUCAUUUCACCUGUAGGAAGAAUAAAUGUCUAGAUUGGCUUUGAUAUUGAGACAAUAAAAUAUAAGUAGCAUUUCAAAAAGAAAAACAAUUCUUGAGUUUCAAGAUGAACUCAUCAGACUGAUUUAGGGGUAAAAGGAUAGAAAGGACAUUGCUAAGUAAUGGAAGAAAGACGCAUGCAUUUCAGUUUGUAAUGGGGAUUGAUGAAUAAAAGAUGCCAUUUUUUAUUUAA